AUGGCUCGCGCAUUGUUGUGGUGGUGCGGCUGCGGCCUGCUGCUCGCGUCUGCGUGCUCCGCUUCGCCGGCGCCGGCGCCCUCGCCGGCUCCACUUGUGGCGUCAUCCUCAGUGGGCGCGCCGGCAAUCGCCCAACUUCAGCAGGUACUGGGAGUACCUCUGGCGGAUGGUCGCCAUGGGAGCGCCCACUCUUCGCGACCGCAGGCAGCACCAGAAUACAUGACGAGGCUGUACCACGCAGUCGUCGACGAAGAUGGCGUCGCCAGGGCGCCCAAUCCUUACAAUGCACGUGUAGUGCGCUGCUUUCUGGAACGCGGGAGCGAGCGAGAGGAUGUAUUCCUGUUCAACGUGACUGCUCUGCCCGUGGGAGAACGAUUGUUGCAAGCGGAGUUAAGAGUUUACCGGCUGCGACACAACCUCCGGCACUCUGUCCAGAGUAACGACGAAUCCCACGAACUUCUGGUCCGCGUGUACCAGGUGGAGGACGAGGCGUCGCUGGAGCGGCCGGACACGCAGCGGCUGCUGAGCGUGCAGGCGGUGGGCGCGCGCGGCCACGGCUGGCUCGUGUUCAACGUGCGCGCCGCCGUGCAGUCUUGGCUGGCGGGAGAGCCGCGCCUCGGCCUGCUGCUCGCGGCCACCACCCUCGACGGCCGGCCCGUCCGUUUGCGCUGGGCGCGCCACAGCCAGCGCAGGCAGCCGCUGCUCGUGCUCUUCGACGAUGACGAUUCCGCCGCUGUUCGUCCUGUUGGCGAUCCUACGUCGCUUUCUUAUCGCCGAGCAGGCGGAGUGUACGACUACGAAGAGACAGAGGACGUCAGUGGGGCAGAAGAGGAGACCACGGCGGAGCAGCGGCUGCGGCGUCGGCGGCGGCGCUCUGUGGAGGACGGCACGCUGCCCGCGGCCAGGCCGGCCAACGCCACCGUCGGGCCCGCAGAGUGCGCCAGGCAUCCUCUCUACGUAGACUUCGAGCGCAUCGGCUGGAACUCGUGGAUUCUCUCCCCCAAAGGGUACGCGGCGUAUCAGUGCCGGGGCCACUGCGACUUCCCCCUCGGGCAGAGCCAGCGGCCGACCAACCACGCUACGGUGCAGAGCCUGGCACAUCAGCUGGGGCUGGCUGCCGACGUGGUGCGGCCCAGCUGCGUGCCAGCAGCGCUCAAGCCACUCACUCUGCUCUACUUCGACGACAGCCACAACGUCGUGCUGAAGAGCUUCGAGGGAAUGGUAGCCGAGAGCUGCGGCUGCCACUAGGCCAGCGGCGGGCUCAGUGACCGCGAGCAGUGGGCCCGACAUUGCGCCUGCUGCGAACAUCUCUAAUCACUUGCGAUACUUUAGCCCCAGUCGGAUUUCCAGCAGCUGAUAGAAGUUAAUUAACCGCUGACGAGGACGCUCCGACGCAACUGAAUUCCGAAUAUUUCAGCUAUUUGGUUUCGAAUUUUGAAUAUUUUCUUUUAAAUAUCACAGUUAAGUAAGUCGGUAAAUACUGUGCCUUCAAUCAAAUACGCCUACUUGUAUUUGAACUCUUCCUAAGGCAAAAACUAGGUGAAGAGUUAAUCGUAAAUGUGCUCAAAUUUAAGUGAAUAUAAGAAAUCUGUCACAAAGGUGUGCGUUAAUUCUCAUUUGUAUGAUAGAGUCGUCAAUUACUUUCUUCAUCUGCCAGGGGAAAUUAAACACUGUCCUCGAGACGUAAAUUGGCAGAUACAGGCAAAAAGUAAAAGAAAGUUCUAAAUACAAGUCCUAAAUUACACCAGCAAAGGAAUUACUACUCUAUAGUAGACACAGCUCCAAUUGUCGAUGGAGUUCACACAUCCACUGAAGAGGAAAUUCUUACAUGGGGUACAUAAGUAAUUUCUAUGGAAAAAUAGUGGAAAAAGUGAUGAACAGCUUAGCGCAACAGGCAGAAAACAAAUGCCGAUCGUCAAACAACCAUCUAACAAUCAUACAGUGCCGUAGAGUUAAAAGUUCUUUGUGGUUUCAAAGAAAACAUAAUUUAUUUAAAUGCAUACCACAAGUGAACCGCCUGCUCCGUGAUCUAGAAGUUAUUGUGUGAUUGGAUCGUUUGCCUAUUAUUAAUAAUCUCUCAGUGAUAUUACAAAAUACAUUUUGCUUUUGGUUACGAAAUUCGAUACUUUCAUGCUGGGCAAUAAGUGUUUUUGCGCAACUUUUUUCUAUGGAUGUUGGCUGAAAUAGUAUCCGUAUAACUCAUUUCUGCUAUUAAUGGCCGCCACUUAGUAUUAAUUAGAUAUAACUAUGUAGUAAAGCUGCCCAUGAGGCUUCUGUUUCUCCGAUCUCUGAUUUUUUAAUAUUAAUUUUCGUCAGUAACCUGUAAUUAGUGUCAUGAGAUAAAAAAAAUGUUAUUAUAAAAACAUUAUUUAGAGACAACAAAUACUGUGAUCAAGGAUACGGCUAUAAAUGGCAGAGUAACCACUUGGAGACAGGAGCUGGUGGUACUUCGCAAUAUAUUUUCUCUGCCAGCAAUUCUCGUGAGGCCAGCGUAUCUUAGCUUAUGCUCCAAGACGUUUGAAUAGUUUAACAUUCCUCACUUGUUUUUUUCUUUUUUAUCCAGUUUGAAUGUGUGUGCCUGAGAGUGCUCACGUUAGUGUGUGUGUGUGUGUGUGUGUGUGUGUGUGUGUGUGUGUGUGUGUGUGUGUGUGUGUGUGUAUGUGUGUAUGUGUGCGUGUGUGUGUGUAGCGUCUCAUAAUAAUGUUCUUCGAGUGUGCCAAGUUCUGUACAGAUUCGUAUCUUGGCACGUGAGGGGCUCCGGGAGGAGAUCAUUUGUCUUCUAUGUGUAUUCAAAAAGAGUCUGUAAAGCAAUAAAUAUUCACUAUUCUAAA
Messenger RNA from Schistocerca gregaria, 2831 nucleotides. Its product is annotated as bone morphogenetic protein 5-like. The transcript is spliced from 6 exons. Lineage: Eukaryota; Metazoa; Arthropoda; Insecta; Orthoptera; Acrididae. The record is from RefSeq and is a predicted model, not a curated record. Bases 1 to 1248 code for a protein of 415 amino acids. Gene Ontology annotation, cellular component: extracellular region. Gene Ontology annotation, molecular function: growth factor activity; cytokine activity. Gene Ontology annotation, biological process: SMAD protein signal transduction.